Molecule: messenger RNA, 348 nt
Organism: Penicillium concentricum
Lineage: Eukaryota; Fungi; Ascomycota; Eurotiomycetes; Eurotiales; Aspergillaceae
Exons: 2
Coding region: 1-348 (115 amino acids)
Source: RefSeq, a predicted model, not a curated record
AUGGCACUGUCGCUAUCAAAGGACGUUGCUUCGCAUCCGACUGAGAAAAUGUGGACUGGAAUGUAUAAUACCCUCGAGGGCUCUAUUUUGCGCACUAUUGUGCGUAAGAUGGAUCUUACUGGGGUGCAAAUGGUGAUGUGUGUUCGCCGGGGAGAAAGCUGGAAUUCCAGGGACUACAGAACCACCGUGCUAGUGGUUUACAAUUCGAAAGAGCCCCCCAGACAUCGCAAAAUAUCCACCGAAAACAUCCGGAAGCUUCUGGAUACCAACAAUCUGUUGGGAGUUGUGAUUGAAUUUGUACGGGGGGAGUUUGCCCGAGGCGGAUCUAGCCUGGGGGGAAAGAGCUAG